Molecule: messenger RNA, 1524 nt
Organism: Quercus robur (English oak)
Lineage: Eukaryota; Viridiplantae; Streptophyta; Magnoliopsida; Fagales; Fagaceae
Product: transcription factor MYB14-like
Exons: 3
Coding region: 135-974 (279 amino acids)
Source: RefSeq, a predicted model, not a curated record
CUGCUAGGCAAGAACAUAUCUUAGUAUAAAUAGCCAACUAAGGCCUUGGAAAAUUUUAAGCUCAAAGAUAUAAGAGAAAAAAAGGAGCGUAGAGAGCAUUUGAGAGAAGUGUUGCGCAACUUACAAAAACAAAGAUGGUGAGAGCUCCUUGCUGUGAAAAGAUGGGACUAAAGAAGGGUCCCUGGACUCCUCAAGAAGAUCAAAUUUUAAUCUCCUACAUCCAAAAAUAUGGCCAUGGAAAUUGGCGUGCGCUCCCAAAACAAGCUGGUCUACUAAGAUGUGGAAAGAGUUGCAGACUCCGCUGGACAAAUUACUUAAGGCCAGAUAUCAAGAGAGGAAACUUCAGCAAAGAAGAAGAGGAAACUAUCAUUAAGUUGCAUGAAAUGCUAGGGAAUAGGUGGUCAGCAAUUGCAGCAAGAUUACCAGGAAGAACUGACAAUGAAAUAAAAAAUGUCUGGCACACCCAUCUGAAGAAAAGACUCAAACAAAACCAGGCCAAUCCAGAAACCAAGCUACAACCUACAAAUUGUGAUUCCAAUGCCCCAAUGCAAUCAGAAUCCUCCAGCUUGAAUGUUCCUUCACAGCAAGGGUUUGAGAGUCCAGCAUAUACAACAAUGUCCCCACAAACAUCUUCUAGUGAUGAUAUUUCAUCGACCACAGAUGCUUCAAUGGCAACCAUGGACCAAAACAGCAUGACCAAUGAUGUCAAAGAUGAACAAAUUGAUAUCUGGGAAACUUUUCCCGAAAUCGAUGAAGGGUUUUGGUCUGAAGCACCUUUGGCUGAAAAUACAAGCAUGCCAUCGAGUUUAUUGGCAAACAAUGAUGAAUUAUUACAAGCCCAAUUUCCAUUCAACUCAACUGAGUUAGUGGAACCAGACUAUAGCGAUGGCUCAAAUAUUAUUGAUGAUGGCAUGGAUUUUUGGUACAACCUUUUCAUUGGAGCUGGGGGCUCACCAGAAUUAUCAGAAUUUUAAAAAUUAAUUUUAUUUUCUGUUUGGAGGCUUGGAUAUCUUUGAAAAAUAUCUUGGUACCAUGAUUUUGAUCGUUAUAACAACGGAAGGACAGCAAUUCCAAGCGUGGGGCGCAGAUUUCUCUCCUAGUCCAAAAGCAAGAAUCACUGGUUGACGAAGAAACAAAAGGCAGGUCUUGCUCAUGAGUUAUGAGGAUGACCAAGGUGGUAAUUAAAAGGGAGGCAAAUCGUAAAACACAUGCUUUAUCCUUUAUGGACCAGAAACAAGUGAAGGACAAAAACAUUGACUUAGAUACAGUUUUGUAAAGUGAUAGAAAGACUUCCAAAAGCAUUAUAGCAUAAUCCUUUAUUGAACAAACAAAGUUACAUACGUUUCUUCAGCUUAGCCCUUGUUAAUUAAAUUUGUGUAACCAUGGCAUCAGUACCAUUAUUGUAUUUAGAGGCAAGACAUCCACAUACGUUCGGUGGAUAGAAUUUAUUGGUUGUUUUAGUUAAAUUAUUGAUUUGGUGAUGAAUGAUGAAUAAAAUUAAUUUGUUGAUAUUUGAAUGGUUAA